GUUUAUGGUGCUGCUAUUCAGUUUUAUGAGCCUUAUCCCCGGGAGCUGCUAACAGAAAGACAACAAUUGCAGCUGGGUCUUGUGACAGCUGUAGAGAGGAAAGUGGUUACUUCCAAGUCCAUCAAUUCCAACAAAUGCAUCUGCCUUCUCUCACAUUGGCCUUUCUUUGAAGCAUUUAGAAAAUUUCUUAUGUUCAUCUACAAACUCUCUGUCUCUGGACCUCAUCUUCUUCCCAUUGAAAAGUAUGUAUCCCAUUUUAUGCACAACAUACCUUUCCCUUCACCACAAAGGCCAAGAAUUCUUGUGCAGCUUUCUGCCCAUGAUGCAUUAGUAUUGUCUCAGCCAGUUUCUACACCAUUGCCAUUAAGUGGAGCAAACUUUAGCACUCUGCUCAUGAAUCUUGGACCGGAAAACUGUGCCACUCUGUUACUCUUUGUAUUACUAGAAGGCAAGAUCCUCCUCCAUUCUCUUAGACCAGCUGUGUUGACAGGAGUUGCUGAAGCUGUAGUAGCUAUGAUAUUUCCAUUUCAGUGGCAAUGUCCAUAUAUCCCUCUCUGUCCUUUGUCUCUGGCCACCGUACUCAGUGCACCUCUUCCAUUUAUUGUUGGAGUUGAUUCACGAUACUUUGAUCUGUAUGAUCCACCGCAGGAUAUUGUGUGCAUUGACUUAGACACAAACAUGGUGUACAUAUCAGAUGAUAAGAAGAACACCAACUGGAAGCAGUUUCCUAAGAAGCCAUGUAAAAGCCUGCUUAGCACCUUAAAGAAACUGCACCCACAGCUGGCAGCAGUACACAGGAAAACUCAAGAAGGCUCUGCAGUGGAAAUGACUCCUAUAGAGGCAGAUUUCUCCUGGCAGAAGAAGAUGAUAGAACUUGAAAUGGAGAUCCAGGAAGCUUUUCUCCGUUUCAUGGCAUCUAUUUUAAAGGGUUACAGAACAUUCCUCAAGCCAAUCACGCAGGCGCCUUCAAAGAAAGCAACUGCUGCCGAUUCCUUGUUUGAUCAUCAAGGAUUUUUAAAAAGCAGAGACCGUGCCUAUACAAAGUUCUACACACAUCUCACCAAAACACAGAUAUUCAGCCGCUUUAUUGAAGAGUGCAGUUUUGUGAGUGACAAGGAUACUGGCUUGGCAUUUUUUGAUGACUGCAUAGAAAAG
This is a messenger RNA of Balearica regulorum gibbericeps (East African grey crowned-crane), 1155 nucleotides long. Lineage: Eukaryota; Metazoa; Chordata; Aves; Gruiformes; Gruidae. The record is from RefSeq and is a predicted model, not a curated record.